AUGCUCAACAGCGGUCACUAUCCAAAUCAAUGUGAAAUAAAUAAUAGAUCUCGAUAUUCUUCUGCUGAAAAUAAUGAUAUUGAUGUUAACUUAGAUCAUGGAAAACAAUAUAAAACAAAAGUAUCUAUGCAACAACAUGAUGAUUCAUUAAUAACUUGUUCAAAUGAUAAUCGUCUUAAAUUUGUUGACAUAUUAGUAUGUGGGUCAUGUCAACAAGAUUUUCAAUUAAGCGAUAUUGUACAAUUUAUUCAACAUAAAAUGCGUUGUGGAAAUAAAGAAAAUAUUCCAUGUUUGAUGCAAUGUCAUUCGAGUCAUCAGAGCGAUGAAGAUAACGAUAUCGAUGAACAAGAAGAUGUAGAUAAUUCUAAAAUGAAUGAAUUUACUAAUAAUUAUCAAAAAAAAUUUGAUAAAUCAUCGUGUAAUAAAAUAUUAGUUGAUGCAAGUGCAAAUACAUUAAAUACAGCAACUUGGUUUCUUAUCCAGCAUUAUCAAAAAACACAUCAAACAAAAAUAUAUAAUAGUUGUUUAAAUGGUACAUCAUCUACAAUUAAUACCAAACAACAAAGAAAUCUUCAAUCGACAAAUUCUCCUCUUGAUAUUGAUAUCGUAUUAUUAGCUGCAGCGGCGGCUAAUUCACUGGCCACUACUCUUGGAACAAAAACAACAACAACAACAACAACUAAUAAUGAAAAUAAUCAUCUAUUAUCAUCUCUUCCUAGUCAUCAUUCUAAUCGUUCAUCUAAUACACCGCCAUCUUCAUCCACAUUUGCUUCAAAACAAUUAAUUGUUGCUGCACAAAUUGCGGCUCGUACUCAAAGCAUUUUACUCGAACAACAACAACAACACCGUAAUUCAUUAUCAAUUUUAACAAGUGAUAAUAAUUCUUCAUGUCAGAUUAGCACUGAAUGUUAUUCAACUGGAUCAAAAUCGAAUACAUUUUUAUCAUCAACAAGUUCAAUAUGCUCGUCGUCGCCUACAAAUAUUGAUCAAGAACAAGACGCAAAUGUAUUGAACAAACGUUCAACAUCUGAUAAUUGUUUUAAAACCAACAAUGAAGAAGAUCAUUUUACAACAUCACCAUCGAAAAUCGACUAUUUCUUAACACCAAAAUCAAUUGAUAAAGAAACAGGAAAAGAGAGUCAGUAUCAACAAAAAAUAAAAUCCAGAAAACAUAAUCAUAAUACGCCAACAAUAACAGCACAUGAUUUAACGAACCAUUCAAAUGAAAAAUCUCAGUUUUCUGAAAAUGUUCAACGACAUCAAAAACGUCGUCGUCCGACUGAUUCUGGAAACAGUCAUGAUAAUGAACAAAAACAAUGUGUACAUCAUAAAACGCAUCCGUGUCACUAUCAAUCAUCAGAUAUUAAUUGUGAUAAUCAAAAAUUAUCUUUAAAUUUAUCUGAUAACAGUAAAUCACACACACGUCGAGAAUCGUUAUCAUCAAUACAGUCAAUUUGUAUAUCGUCUGAAGAUGAAACUUGUUUUCGAUUACAUGAAACUGAUAUUGAACAUAAAAAUCUUAACAACAAUAAAUCAAUGUGUUCAAAUUGCGAUGAUGAACAAAUUGAAAACAAUGAUGAAUCGAUAAGAAAUUAUACUCAUACUAAUGAACAGCCAACAUCAACGACAAUUUUGGAUAGUUUACAACGAAGAAAACAUCGGCGAAAACCUCCACGUUUAAAACAGCAAACUGAAACAAUAACCAAAAAAACAAAUGAAAACUGUCCAAUGAACAAAAAUGUAUUAAGUAUUUCGAUUAAAACUGAACCAUAUGAUGUAGAUGAUGAUAGCGAACAGCAACAAAUGAAUAAAAAAUCGAAACAUUUACUCACAACUGAUACACUAUUAUCUGCACAAGACGAAAAAUUUAAUAAUUUAUCGUCUUUGUCAUCUGAAUCACCAUUAAAUACUACAGCAGCAACAGUACCAUCAUUAUCAACUACUUCACCAUCGAGUCCUUCAUAUUAUUGGCUUCAUGAAGCAUUUCGAACAUUAUUACCAACAUCUGCCGGAAAUCAACCUAUUUAUCCUAGUUUUUCGGAUACAACAGCACCUAAAAAAUCACCAUAUGGAAGUAUUUCAGCGUCACAUCUAGGUCAGUAUGGCUUAUUAUCCACACCAAAUGGUACGCUUUCGUCAAAUACUCCGAAUGGUUCAUUAUUAUCAUCCAGUUCAUAUUUGUCGACGAUCACAAAUCAUAAUAUCUCACCAAUAAAUUCAUCGUCUACCUCUUUUAGCGGUGGUAACAACAAUCACAAUCGUAAAGAAAGAAAUUUAACAACAACGUCGUCAACACCCACCACGAGUACUUGUACUAGUCCACUUUUGUCCAAUUGUAAUUCAAAUGGCGCUGCAACACCGAAUAGUGGUAUUAAAGGUGGAGAUGUGACACCAACAUCUUUAUUAAUAACUGGUUCAAAUUCAUCAUUACAACAGCAAAGGAUAAAACGAGAGCGACGCAAUGAUACAUGCGAAUUUUGUGGAAAAGUGUUUAAAAAUUGUAGUAAUCUCACUGUACAUCGUCGCUCUCAUACAGGAGAAAAACCAUACAAAUGUGAUUUAUGCAAUUAUGCGUGUGCUCAAUCAUCAAAAUUAACGCGUCAUAUGAAAACUCAUGGCCGUGGUGGUACCGAAGCAUUUCAUUGUCGCUAUUGUACAAUGCCAUUUUCUGUUGCUAGUACAUUAGAAAAACACAUGAGACGAUGUGAUAAAAAUCCACAAAUAUUAGCAGUUUUUAAACAACAAGCAGCAGAAAAAGCUGCUAAUAGUGGUUAUUUAUCACAAGUUGAUAUAUUAUCAACAGAAACAACAGAAAAUCGAGCCUCAUUGAUGAAUGAUCAAAUUAAGAGUGAAUUUUGCAUUGAUACAUCAACAAUGAGCGAAGAUAACGGUGAUGAAGAAGAUGAAGAGGAAAUAAUAGAAGACGGGUGUUUAAAAAAUCUAAUGAAUUUGUCGAGACCGUUUGAUGUUGUGAAAGUCAGAUUACAAUCGCAAACAUCGAAUGCCGUUCGACAAAUACUGACAAAAUCCCGUCAUUCUCCACAACCAACAUCAGCUGCAUCAUCGAAAACAACAUGCCGACAUUAUUUAACAAAACAAGUUCACUAUAACGGUACAUAUGAUACAUUUAUUAAAAUUAUUCGUUCAGAGGGACCAAUCUCUUUAUGGAGUGGUUUGACGCCGGCACUUUGUGUCAGUAUACCAACUGUUGUUAUCUAUUUUACAUCUUAUAUGAAAGCAAAAGAAUUACUUGGCUAUAAUGAAAGUAAACCGAAUCCUAUUCUUCCUGUCAUAGCUGGUGCUUGUUCUCGAAUCGUUGCCGUUACAAGUGUGUCGCCAUUUGAAUUAAUUCGUACAAAAGUACAAUCGGAAAAAGUUCUAUUUAAACAAAUUUAUCGUAUUAUAUCAACAUCCGUUUCUGAAGAGGGCGUGAAAGUACUAUGGAAAGGAUUGCUGCCGACAAUUUGGCGUGAUAUUCCAUUUUCCAUGAUUUAUUGGUUUAACUAUGAAUCAUUAAGGGCUUAUCUAGUACGUUCUGGUAUCAAAGUGGACUCUUAUUGGACGUUUGCAUGCGGUGUACUGGCUGGAAGUGUUGCAGCAACAAUCACAACACCUUUCGAUGUUGUUAAAACAUACAGACAAAUUGACUUAGGACGUAAUAAUAAAACAUAUCCAAAUGUUUGUAUCGAAUGUAGAACUGAAGAACCAGUGAUACGAUCGAUAACAACUGCAGUAACUAACAAUACAGCUACUUCAUCGCGAACAGUCGAUAUUCUUAUUCGAAUAGUCAAAGUAGAAGGUUUCAAAGCUCUCUGGAGUGUUACAUCGCGUAUACGGCGGUCAAAUACGGCGCAUUUACGUAGCACCGUAAACGAACUAGAGGUCUGCCGAACCAAACGUUUUUGGUCCCGGUCUCAUGAAGAAAAAAGUCUUGGUCCCGAUCCCGUGGAAAGAACUCAUUUUUGGUCCUGGUCCCGUGGUCCCGUAAAUAUUUUUUCAAAAUAG
Molecule: messenger RNA, 4005 nt
Organism: Didymodactylos carnosus
Lineage: Eukaryota; Metazoa; Rotifera; Eurotatoria; Philodinida; Philodinidae
Source: the annotation of a GenBank genome assembly